This is a messenger RNA of Peronospora matthiolae, 651 nucleotides long. The record is from the annotation of a GenBank genome assembly. NCBI's taxonomy places the organism in Eukaryota, Oomycota, Peronosporomycetes, Peronosporales, Peronosporaceae.
AUGCUUGAUAUCUUCGGAUCGAGUGAUUAUUCCGAUGAGUCAUCGCCUCACGCAAGUCCAUCCAACGAUAGGACGCGUGGGGGUGGUGGUGGUGCUCCUAUACAUCACCACGAGCGAAGUGACUCAAGGGAUUGGGGUAACGCUAGUGCCAGUGCUCAUGCUGGCACCAAUCAAGAGGCCAGAGACCGAAAUGUCCUGCGCCGCGCUUCUCAAGUGAAGUCUCCGUGGAUGCCGCCAUCCAGAGAGUUGGACUGGUUGUCCGGAACGACUACCGAUCGAGAUCGAAUCUCUUUGUUCGAUUGCAGGAAGAUUUGGCCAUCUGAUUCCAGCACGGAGACUAUCCGUGCUGAGAAUGGGUUCUUCACCGAUGCGUUCUUCGAACAUCGGUGGUACAAUGGUAGCUGUUUUAGGGACGGCAAAUCCUUGGUGCAGGGAUGGAAUGCACCCAUCCACAACAUCGAGUGCAUUGGCCGUGAGGCCUGGCUCACCAAACUUGAUGCAGCUCGCAUCAGGUUUGAUAAACGCAACCCCGUCGGGGCGCGAUACAAGUUGCACCGGAUUUCAAGAGAGGCAGGAUUACCCUGUCUCUCGUGGGCUGAUUCGUGUCCAGGAUGCAUGGACGACUCGAAGCGAGCCCCUAGGGAGGCCUAA